AUGGCGCUGUCAGUAGCAUUGAGGUCUUUGAACCCGGCUUUGAAAUCUUUUGCAGAAGCUACUCCUCGGUAUGCAUAUGGUGGUAUACACAUUAAGAGUCCCGAAGCUUGUCAGCGAAUUAUAGACAGACUUGAUCUUCGAGAUAAAUACAACUCAUCGAAGCUCGACAUAUUGGAUAUAUAUCCAGGAUAUGGUCAGUUCUCCACCAUGUUGAACUACGAGUUGAAGCCACGGAACCAUGUAAUUUUUGAACCCAGAAAAGAUUUAACCACCUAUUGGGAAAACCGACUAGCCCACUUGAAGGAUACGACUGGAAAUGCCGAGAAUUUCAAAAUGUCAAACUUGAAUCCAUACUUUUGGAGUACAUACGCAAAUAUAUACAGAAAUGAUGUGAUACCACCCACAACUGUUAAGUCCUACGACAAAAUGCACGAUGAAUUGUUGGUUGUGGCAAACUGGACUGGCCGUGGCGAAGAGUCGAUCAUUGCACAAUGGAUGCAUUGUUGUGGAAAUAGAAACUGGCUCGCACAAUACGGUAAAGUAAGAUUGGUUGUCUUUUGCCUCCCAGAAAGUGCACAAAAAUUCACUGCAAUGCCUGGGAACAAGAAAAGAAAACGGUCUUCUUUGAUUAGGGAAUUGUACACGGAGAUGAAUUUGGUGGGCAUAGAACAAUCGGAUUUUCAAACUGGAGAGGGCUACGAUCCAAGAACUUUGGUAAAGGACCAACCCGUUGUUAUUAGCAAGUCCGAGACAUUAAGAGACAAGGAUAUUGCUGUGAUUGAAAUGAGUACGGGAAAGUAUACUUCGAACCAAAUUUCAAAUAUUAUGCAUUUACUCUCGCAGAUGUUCCACAAUAGUCAUCCAAUAAGAGAUAGUUUGCCAAGGUUUGGUCCAGGAGGAGAGUACUUGGAGAAAUUGAUACCUGCUGAGAUUUUAGACAAGGGAGGAUUCCAUCUCACUGCAGAAGAUGUGCUUGAAAUAAGCGCUGCUUACGAGAAAUGGCCAUUCAAGCCACCAAUAGAAGAUACCAUAGAUAUCGAAGAGGAUAUUGAUGGUUUUUGA
Molecule: messenger RNA, 1062 nt
Organism: Lodderomyces elongisporus
Lineage: Eukaryota; Fungi; Ascomycota; Pichiomycetes; Serinales; Debaryomycetaceae
Gene: MTF1
Product: RNA polymerase specificity factor
Exons: 1
Coding region: 1-1062 (353 amino acids)
Biological process (GO): transcription initiation at mitochondrial promoter
Cellular component (GO): mitochondrial matrix; mitochondrial DNA-directed RNA polymerase complex
Molecular function (GO): mitochondrial transcription factor activity
Source: RefSeq, a predicted model, not a curated record